Molecule: messenger RNA, 918 nt
Organism: Pediculus humanus corporis (human body louse)
Lineage: Eukaryota; Metazoa; Arthropoda; Insecta; Psocodea; Pediculidae
Product: Ves G 5 allergen precursor, putative
Exons: 2
Coding region: 1-918 (305 amino acids)
Source: RefSeq, a predicted model, not a curated record
AUGGCGGUAAAAACAUUGUUUAUGUUAUUAUUGUUUUUUACGUCACGUUGUACGGUUUGUUAUUUUUUACCCGAGGACCACGAUGGGAAUUGCAAUGGGGAAAAAAACGUAGAUAAUAAAACGUGCGAGUAUCAUAAUCGGGAUUCGAUAGAAAAUGUAUGCGAAGGUCAUCGAGUAGUACAUAAUUAUUUAAGGUCUGAAGAAAAGAAGAAAAUUGUCGACACGCACAACGAUUUGCGUAAUAAUUUAACUUUGGGAUUUUAUAAAAGGAUACCGAAAGCUCGUUUUUUAAAAAAAUUAUCGUGGAACGAGAAUUUGGCAGAAUUGGCACAAAAUCGUUCGAUCGAAUGCGAAAAAUAUGAAAGGGAAAAAAAAAAUGAUAAUUAUCAUUUGGAUAAAGGGGAUUUGAUAGGGGAAAACGUGGCGAUUGUUAAUGAUAAUGAUGAUAACUCGGUAGAUGAUUUAAUGAAAUUAUGGAUUAAUGGAUUAAAUUAUUUAAAUUACGAUUUGAUAUCGAGAUAUAGGCCGCCAUCGAUUGAGAAUGAAUAUGAUUUUUCGACGGUUGUUCAAACAAUAUGGUGGAACACAAGCGAAAUCGGUUGCGGAAGAUCCAAGUACAAUAGAUCGUUAGAAUGCGAUGAUGAUGAUGAUUGUUUAAAAAACGAAACGGUUAUUAAAUUAAUUUGUUAUUAUUUUCCAAUCGGUAAUAAAAUAAACGAAUCCGUUUACAUUAUCGAUAAGGGAUUAUCCCUUCUUUGCCAUUAUGAAAAUUCUCAAAUGUUUUGCGCGGAAUUCAAUGGUACAGAUGAUGAUGAGGGAAUCGUGAGAGUCAACAUGACGGGUAAAAGUUCAAAUCGAUCGCGUCAAAAAGAUGAAAAUGUUAAAUUUUUCGAUUUGACACCGGUCGAUAUUAUUUAA